AUGUCCGUGCAAUCUUCUCUGUCGUCAGGGUCGGGAGCGCCGCAGGGCGCCGCCAAUAUCAUCGACCUGGACCGCUACAUGCGUGCAGCAGUCCGCCCUGGACAGUCCCCAAGACACGAACGACGAUGCCAGCGUCUGGUGGUGGAUGCGGGCGGUAUAUGCCGCAAGAAGGGCCGCGGCAAAGCUAGCUGCAGCAGCAACAGUGGCACCGCUACAGCAACCGGCAGCGACAGCGGUGGCCUGCUCCACGCGAAGCGGUUCUCCCACGACUCGGGGCUUUCGGACGGUAGUAAUCCUCGACACAGGCGGCGAUCGUAUAGACGAGAGGGUGGCAACGUAACUACGAAUAGAUGUAGGGAUUCAGCACGAGCGCAUGGAUCUACAUCAUCGCUGCUAGCGUUCCGGGCGGCAUGUGAAAGGGCACUUCGUGAACAACAGGAGCAGAUAGCCCGAGUGGCCCAGCUCUGCGAACAAUUAGGCGAGAAACAAAAUGACCGUCGUAGUGAGAGGCAUACAGAACGUCGUGGCGAUCGGCGUCCCGAACGAACGAAGCAAGAGCGAUCGAAACUGGACCGACCGAAGCUAGACCGAUCGAGGCCCAGACCAAACCCCGAAUGUUCGUCCUCAAGUAUUGAAUCUACUGAUUUUAGCUCAAGUAGUCGCAGUGCAAGAGAACGACGCAAGGAUAAACAUCGGACAGACGAAUGUAAAACAUACAAAAUCAUAAUGAAUAAAUUGGAUGAGUUGAGUCAACUAUUUGCGGCCAGGCGUCCGGUGCCGCCUGUAUCUCUGGGUUCCAAGCAACCAAAGUUUGCUGCAGCCCGCGUAGCUUCCUCUGGAUCUGUGUCCGUAUCGGAUAAGUUUGUCGCUACAGAACCGGACCUUAGAGCAUGUAUAACAUCGAGGAACUUAUCGCCCACUGUUCAGAUAUUGCUUACACCUCGACCAACCGAACGCAAAGUGGGCUUGCAAAUACAAACGCAAGCGACUGGAACUAAUCCAAUUACUGGGGAAGAGGAAGCGGAAAUACGCCAAAGAGAUUUAAAAGUUGAUGCAAAUCGUACGGAAGGGAAGCGAGAAAAUGAGGGAACGGGUCUUAAUCGCCGGCUUGCUAUAACGCGUGCUAACUUUCUUGAAAUAGCACCCUCACCAAGGAAACGUCCUAAUAUUACUACAGAAAGUGUUGUGCAACGGGAGCAUAGCUUAGAGUCAGUUGGGGAUCGUUUAUCCAACUUUGAUCUAGAGGACCCUAUCCGUCUGUAUGCGCAAGCGAAACGGCUGCAGGCUCUCCACACAACGACUCGCCGGGCACGAAGCGAAGAUCGCACAAUGUUAAAUGAUCGCCUAGGUGUAGGCAAACUGGAUGGCCGAUUCGACGAGCGUUUAAAAGGCGACUCCCUCUGCGCUCGGUGUAGAGGAUAUUGGAGGGCGUUUCGUCACUGCUUCCCGUCCCAGUUGUUCUGCCGGCCGGAAGACGCUUGCGCUUGCUGA
Messenger RNA from Parnassius mnemosyne (clouded apollo), 1491 nucleotides. The record is from the annotation of a GenBank genome assembly. Lineage: Eukaryota; Metazoa; Arthropoda; Insecta; Lepidoptera; Papilionidae.